Messenger RNA from Aureobasidium subglaciale EXF-2481, 465 nucleotides. RefSeq lists its product as uncharacterized. The transcript has a single exon. Lineage: Eukaryota; Fungi; Ascomycota; Dothideomycetes; Dothideales; Saccotheciaceae. The record is from RefSeq and is a predicted model, not a curated record. The coding region runs from base 119 to 376 and encodes 85 amino acids.
CGCAAACAUAAUAGCGUGUAACUUACUUGGUGCAGUGCUCAUUCUCGACUCUGAACAAUUGCCACAUGCCACGUCGAAGGACUUCGGUGAACGCGACCAUGAAAGCGACAAUCGUGGCAUGUUGGACAUCGUGUCCAAAUAUGGCAUAGAAGAUCCAGUUGAAACGAAGGAUAGGAUCAAUCACAAUGGCGGCGUAGUACCACCAGGCAUACUUGAAGCCAAGAGUGUUUCGCAAAAACGGAUGCUUUGCAUAUGGAUCCAUCAAACUCCAGUCCAUGACAAUGUCCCAGACACUGCAGUAAAUGCCGUUGAUAGUUGCCCAGAAGAUGAACAGCGCUCUCAGCUUUUCGCUUUUGUUGUGACGCCACAAACUUAAACUCAUGUAGUAAAGAAUUGUGCACAAGUACUUUCCAAAAUUGGCCAUAUGAGGGAAAAGACUUCUCGUAUCGGCAUAUCUGCGAAGAC